AUGAGCGGAGCUAAGGGUAAGAAGAAGGGAGCGAGCUUCGUGAUCGAUUGUGCGAAGCCGGUGGAGGACAAGAUUAUGGACAUUGCUUCUCUAGAGAAGUUUCUUCAGGAGAGGAUUAAGGUCGGCGGCAAGGCCGGUGCACUCGGUGAUUCCGUUACCGUCACUCGGGACAAGAACAAGAUCACUGUCUCCUCUGACAGCAACUUCUCUAAAAGGUAUCUGAAAUAUUUAACCAAGAAGUAUUUGAAAAAGCACAACGUGAGGGAUUGGCUUCGGGUGAUUGCAUCCAACAAGGACAGGAAUGUCUAUGAGUUGAGAUACUUCAACAUAGCUGAGAAUGAGGGUGAAGAGGAAGACUGA
Sphenostylis stenocarpa is the source of this 360-nucleotide messenger RNA. The record is from the annotation of a GenBank genome assembly. NCBI's taxonomy places the organism in Eukaryota, Viridiplantae, Streptophyta, Magnoliopsida, Fabales, Fabaceae.